AUGUACUCCGCGCGUACCAAAUUGGAAACCAAUAACCACCGCGCAAAGAUCACUAGUGUAAUGGAGCCUAUGCGCCAACAAUGUUAUUGGCCCCGACGUCAGAAACAGCCCACUUUCUCCAGUAUUCCGCCUAUGACGACCACUUGUACGCCUCUUAUCGCUCACAAACGCCUAGUCGCGCACCGGUCGAUUCGGGGCACCACGGAAUGCUCCACCGUGGACCUCAUCCAGGCCCGUCCCUCUACCCGCGCAGGGCCGCUAUAG
This is a messenger RNA of Penicillium soppii, 264 nucleotides long. RefSeq lists its product as uncharacterized. The record is from RefSeq and is a predicted model, not a curated record. The transcript has a single exon. NCBI's taxonomy places the organism in Eukaryota, Fungi, Ascomycota, Eurotiomycetes, Eurotiales, Aspergillaceae. Bases 1 to 264 code for a protein of 87 amino acids.